AGCGCUUCGCGUUCAGUUAUGAUAAAACAUCAGAAGUAACAGGGACUCCACUCUUGAAGCCUGUCCUUGGAGAAAUAUGGCUAACAAUGCAUCUCUUGAGCAGGACCCAAAUCACUGCUCGGCCAUCAACAACAGCAUCCCCUUGAUACAGGGCAAGCUCCCGACUCUAACCGUAUCUGGAAAGAUCCGAGUGACCGUGACUUUCUUCCUUUUCCUACUCUCUACUGCCUUCAAUGCUUCCUUCUUGUUGAAGCUGCAGAAGUGGACUCAGAAGAGGAAGAAAGGAAAAAAGCUCUCAAGGAUGAAGGUGCUUUUAAAGCAUUUGACCUUAGCCAACCUGCUGGAGACUCUGAUCGUCAUGCCACUGGAUGGGAUGUGGAAUAUUACUGUUCAGUGGUAUGCUGGGGAGUUCCUCUGCAAAGUUCUCAGCUAUCUGAAGCUCUUCUCUAUGUAUGCCCCAGCUUUCAUGAUGGUGGUGAUUAGCCUGGACCGCUCCCUGGCCAUCACUCAGCCCCUUGCUGUACAAAGCAACAGCAAGCUUGAACAGUCUAUGAUCAGCCUGGCCUGGAUUCUCAGCAUUGUCUUUGCAGGACCACAGUUAUAUAUCUUCAGGAUGAUCUACCUAGCAGACGGCUCUGGGCCCACAGUCUUCUCGCAAUGUGUGACCCACUGCAGCUUUCCACAGUGGUGGCAUCAGGCCUUCUACAACUUUUUCACCUUCGGCUGCCUCUUCAUCAUCCCCCUCCUCAUCAUGCUAAUCUGCAAUGCCAAAAUCAUCUUUGCUCUCACGCGAGUCCUUCAUCAAGACCCACGCAAACUACAGCUGAAUCAGUCCAAGAAUAAUAUCCCAAGAGCUCGGCUGAGAACGCUAAAGAUGACAGUCGCAUUCGCUACCUCCUUUGUCGUCUGCUGGACUCCCUACUAUGUCCUAGGCAUUUGGUACUGGUUUGAUCCAGAAAUGUUGAACAGGGUGUCAGAGCCAGUGAAUCACUUUUUCUUUCUCUUUGCUUUCCUAAACCCGUGCUUCGACCCACUCAUAUAUGGGUAUUUCUCUUUGUAGUUGGGAGACUACACAAGAACUCAGAUAGAAAUAAGGUAACUAAUUGCACCAAUUGAGAAUAAACUCAAAGCUUUUGACACACUUAUAUACAAGGCAGGGUUUAAGGUUAGAUUAUCAACCUUGUUUUUGUACAGAGUUUGUUGUUAGAGCUUCAGAAGACCUUCAAAAACAAAAACAAAAAACAAAAAAACCCGAAAUGUGUCCUUACUCAUAAGCUUCUAAACUAACCUCAGCCUUGUCGGAUAUUUUGCUGUAUAUGAUUUAGGAUUCUUUACUUCCUCCUUAGAUCAUAAUAUAUAAAUACUUAAAAUGACUACGUCCUAAGGUAAACAGUACCAAAAACAAAGGCUGGGAAAACACAACAUAUUCAUAACAUCAGCACAGUUUGGGGAAUUUUUUUUUUUUCUCAAAGGGGGCUCAGCAUCAAUAACAGUCUGGCUCUAUCCUAACACCUACAGGUCAUCAGCAAAAACAGAUGCUAUCCCAAGACCUAAAGCCCAGAGACAGAAGUAUCACUGUCCAUAGGUUAGCAGGAAAAACAGGUUGAUGUUGUCCCAACACCUAAGGCACAGAGACGGUAGAAUCAGUCACUGUCCACAGGUCAGGAGCGAUGACAGGCUGAUGCUAUCACAGCCUAGAGCGCAUACAGAGCAGAAUUACUGUCCAGAAGUCAAUUCUUAACCGCAAUGAUUAAAGCACUUAGUUUUCUCUUUUACUUUAAAAGCUUUUUUGAUUCUGAUUCAGCAACAAAUCCCACCAGCCUGGCAAGAUUAUUUACAUGAUAAUACAAAUCAGUCCCAUUUACAUGCUACAGAUUGUGACACAUCCCUACAUAGUGGAGGAAUUUAAAGGGAUAGAUAUUUUCCCCCAUAGACUGUUAGACUAUUCCUUAGAAUAUUUCAUACUGUACAGUAUAUAGGGUUUAUGUUAGCUGACAGUCAUGAGUAGUGUUUUAAUAUAAUUAAGAAAAUGCAGAUAGGAGUUAUCUUGUAAGAAUAAUAUACAAUCCACUUUAACAACAUGGUGGAACUUUUGUCUAUCACCUUAACCUACGGAAUCAUUUUCCACAAAUAAAUAAGGAAAGUUAAUUUAAAAAAAAACAUCAAGCAAAUAUACAAACAGAAAGAGGAGGUUUGAUGUAUUAAGGGAACUCAAGGCAGGAGAGCAUAGAAUUUCCCCUACACAGACCAAAUACAAUAGCAGAGAAUAUUAGAGAGGAGCGAAGUAAAACUCUACGUGUGAAAAAAACAACUACCGCUGAAAAAGAACGCAGUCCUGAAAAGUAUGUCUGCAGAGUAUCACGUGCUUUGUUCAACUCGUGAAAAACGGGAGGAGGUGAAAAUUAGACUACAACACCCACUCACUCGGGAAAGUAUGUGAACUCACAUUCAAUAAUUACUAAUAGACAUUGAUGUGAACUAC
Molecule: messenger RNA, 2482 nt
Organism: Mus musculus (house mouse)
Lineage: Eukaryota; Metazoa; Chordata; Mammalia; Rodentia; Muridae
Gene: Gnrhr
Product: gonadotropin releasing hormone receptor
Exons: 3
Coding region: 77-1060 (327 amino acids)
Biological process (GO): cellular response to gonadotropin-releasing hormone; G protein-coupled receptor signaling pathway
Cellular component (GO): plasma membrane; membrane
Molecular function (GO): G protein-coupled receptor activity; gonadotropin-releasing hormone receptor activity; protein-hormone receptor activity
Source: RefSeq, marked validated